This is a messenger RNA of Aureobasidium vineae, 1011 nucleotides long. The record is from the annotation of a GenBank genome assembly. Lineage: Eukaryota; Fungi; Ascomycota; Dothideomycetes; Dothideales; Saccotheciaceae.
AUGGAUAUCCUGUCGUCCAUCACAGAGGACAAGUGCAAGAAACUGUCCGAGCCUUCCACCGGACAGUUUGCCAUAUCAUGUGCACUUCUAGGAUGGCUCUUGGUCUCUUACAUUCCCCAAUUCGCGCGCAUCAUUAGCCGUAAAUCGGCAGAAGGACUCUCGACUAUGUACAUCCUUCUCGGCUCUCUGUCUGGAACUUGCGCCGUGGCGAAUAUCAUGGUGUUGCCUUCGAGUCAGACAGACAUUGCUUGCUGUAGACAUUACACACGCUUUGGCUGUAUCUCGCGUCUGGUGGGUAUCUUCCAGGUGCUUAGUGGUGUUGGUCUGUUUUGGUGCAUCAUGUUCCUCUACGUCUACUUUUCAGAAGAAGAAGCAGAUGCCGAACUCCAUGGUCGCCGCCGCUCUUUGUCAUCUCCUGAUCGCACUUUCCGCCGUGCUCGCCGCGCUAUCCGUCUUCUGAUUAUUGUGGUUGCGUUUUCAUUUGCCAUUAUGCUUAUCAGUGCUGUUAUCCUUAACCGCUUCCCUUGGUAUUCGCAGGAGUGGGCCAAUGUGCUGGGUAUCUGGGUUGUGUGCUUUGCUUGCGUGCAGUGGGUGCCGCAAUAUACUCGGGUUGAGAAGCUGGAUGCUGACAUUUGUUCUUGCAAAACANNGUACACCUGGAUCUUCGGCAUCACCAUGAUCAUCCGCUUAGGUCUUUCUGGCUGGUCUGUCUGGAUCGUCUAUGUGCUGGUCGGUACCAUGCAACUUGCCCUCAUCAUCACCGCCAUCACCCACAUGAUCCGCGACAACCGCAAAGCACGCCGUGCUGAUGCCACCUCCGCCACUUCUUCCUCGGCCAGAAGAGAUGUCUCAGAGUCUCCGAGCACCAGGGCUUUGCGACCGCAACUCGCUUCGUGGAAUAGCUUUGCUGCAUCUGCGGCUGAAGGUACAGAGAAUGAUGAGAGGACGCCGCUGUUGGCGAAGAGGAAUGCUCAUGUGGAGGAGACUGCUAGUCCGAGACGUGUUGGCUAG